UGGUGUACCACCUGUGUAGAGUUGGUGGAAGUGUGUGCAGUGCGUACACCCAUACAGUGUUGCACUCGAUAUUUCGACUACCACCACGGCAGUGUAUAUCUUUUCAGCCGAACACAGAGUCAUGAGACGCGAAUCGGCAUACAACGUGUAUGAUACAAGUAAAAUAUAAAAUUGCAAAAUUUAUCGCGAUGGCUUCAUCUUCGUCUUUGAAUAGUGAAUAAUAAUGAUUCCGAUAUCCCGCAAUGUGGUUUCUGCGAUAUGUGGGAAACAAUGGUCCAAAUAUUUAAUCACAUGAAAAAGGAACAUUCUCAAUCGUUCGAUGACGACAUCGUAGACAGCGACGAGUCGAAUCAUAAAAAUAAUAACAUCAAAACUACAAACUCUGACGAAAUAGUCUGUAAGAUCGGUCGUUGAAUGGGGUGAACCCGAAACAAAAUUCUUGCUAUCAAAAUACAACGACUACAUGACAUCCGUCGGCUCUCGCAAGACCUUUAGGACAGUGAAAAAUAUGUUCCAACGCAUAUCGGAAGAUUUGAAAGAAGAGUUGGAUAUUACUCGAAGUUGGUCGCAAUGCCAAAAUCGUUAUAAAACUAUAAUGCGACGUAAGAGAGACGCUGUUAAUAAUAAUAAUUCAACGGGUCGAAAUCGUAUAACUGUACCUUAUGUAGCGGAAUUAUCAGAUGUAGUGGCUAAGGAUGAUAGUAUCCUAUCAGAGGUACUGAUGGGUACAAAACGUACAAUUCUUAACAAAAAGACUCCUGAUAAUUUCUUGCUAGAAAAUAUAAAUGACAAUGUUGAGAAGCAAUCAAAGAUAAAAAGGAAGAAAAAAGAGGAAACAUCCAUUAAUAAUAUUUUGAAAGAAGCUUACACCAAAAAAGAAGAAGGUAAAGAAAGAAGGCACAAAGAAAAAAUGGAACUCUUAAUGAAAUUUGUAGAAAAACAAGUUGGUCCUUUGGAUGCAUGAAAAGAAAAAAUUUAAGAUUUAAUAUUAAGAAAAAAAUUAAAAAUUUAGAUUUUAUGCCUAAUUUUUCAUAUUUUAAGUUAUAAGUAUAUUGAGAAAGAUUAGUAUAGUAAGAAAAGAAAAGAUUUAAGAUCCAAGAUUUAGA
This is a messenger RNA of Linepithema humile (Argentine ant), 1106 nucleotides long. NCBI's taxonomy places the organism in Eukaryota, Metazoa, Arthropoda, Insecta, Hymenoptera, Formicidae. The record is from RefSeq and is a predicted model, not a curated record.